Molecule: messenger RNA, 3858 nt
Organism: Pogona vitticeps (central bearded dragon)
Lineage: Eukaryota; Metazoa; Chordata; Lepidosauria; Squamata; Agamidae
Source: RefSeq, a predicted model, not a curated record
GUAUGUGACUGGUGUAAGCACAUAAGACACACAAAAGAGUAUCUGGAUUUUGGGGACGGGGAAAGACGGCUUCAGUUCUGCAGUGCAAAAUGUCUCAAUCAGUACAAAAUGGAUAUUUUCUACAAAGAGACGCAGGCCAAUCUUCCAGCUGGACUCUGCAGCACAUUACAUCCUCCAGUCGAAAAUAAAGCAGAAGGCACUGGGGUGCAGCUGCUGACUCCAGAUUCUUGGAAUAUACCGCUAGCAGAUGCUCGGAGAAAGGCUCCAUCCCCAGUGUCUGCAGCUGGCCAAAUUCAAGGUCCUGGACCAUCCGCAUCUACCACUGCCUCUCCGCCUGACACUGCCAACUGUUCUAUCACUAAAAUCCCAACGCCUGUUCCCAAACCUGUUUCCAUCACUGAGAAUCCAAAUAUUACACCAGUUUCUGUUCAGCCACCUGCUAGCAUUGUGCCUCCAAUUGGUGUCCCACCUCGAAGCCCUCCCAUGGUGAUGACAAACCGUGGACCGGUUCCCUUGCCCAUAUUCAUGGAGCAGCAAAUUUUGCAGCAAAUUCGCCCACCAUUUAUUCGAGGACCGCCUCAUCAUGCCUCAAAUCCAAAUAGUCCUCUGUCCAAUCCGAUGAUUCCUGGAAUUGGUCCACCACCAGGUGCUCCUAGAAAUCUGGGCCCCACCUCUAGUCCUAUGCACAGGCCAUUACUCUCCCCUCAUAUCCACCCGCCAACAACCCCCACAAUGCCUGGAAAUCCCCCUGGUUUACUGCCUCCUCCUCCUCCAGGAGUCCCCUUGCCCAGUCUUCCCUUCCCUCCUGUAAGCAUGAUGCCAAAUGGCCCUAUGCCUAUGCCACAGAUGAUGAACUUUGGCUUGCCAUCUCUUGCCCCAUUGGUGCCACCUCCAACCCUGUUAGUGCCAUAUCCUGUCAUUGUUCCUCUUCCAGUUCCUAUCCCUAUUCCAAUCCCUAUUCCCCAUAUCAAUGAUUCCAAGCCCCCAAAUGGCUUUUCCAGCAAUGGGGAAAGCUUCAUUCCAAGUACAUCCAGUGAUGCAACUGGGGCAAAGCCAACAAAUAACUCCAUGUCCCCCAGAGAUUCAAAACAAGGCCCUCCCAAGUCCUCUGACUCAGCACCAAGCUGCUCAGGCCAGUCUUUAAGUCAAACACAAGUGCAUCAGGAGCACAGUAAAAAUGAAGUUGUUGACUUGACUGUGAGACCUAGUAGUCCAGUGAACAAGAAAUUUGCUUUUCCUACAGUACUACAGGGACCACCACAGGAUGGCGUGAUAGACUUAACUGUAGGUCACAGGUCUAGACUACACAAUGUUAUCCACAGGGCUUUACACGCUCAAGUCAAAGUUGAACCUGAUGCUAGCAGUGUUGUAAACUUGGCUUUUGGUAGUUCAGAUAAAAGGAACUGCAACGACUGCAGGAACAAUUGCAGCCAUAUGGAAACAAAAACUUUACCUUGCAGUGACCCAGCUCACUCUGGUUCUGUCACACUGACUUCUAGUGUGCCGGAAAAUAGUGCAGCUGCAGUUUGCAAUGUCAUUGUGAAUGGCACAAAGGCCCCAGAGGCUUCUAAGAACUCAGAACAACCCCAAGAACAGAAGAAGCCUCAGCUUCUGGAGGAGUUGCCGGUGAGUGAGCUGGAGUCAGUGAAAGAAAACAACUGUACUUCGAACUGCCGCCGAGAAGGAGAGUCUGGUAAGAAAACUGGGGAAGAGCCCCUGUUUGGGAGUGACAAGCAAGAUCCCAACCUCAAUAAUCCAGCAGAUGAGGACCAUGCAUAUGCUUUGAGGAUGCUACCCAAAGCAGGCUGCGUCAUCCAGCCUGUGCCAAAACCAGCGGAAAAGACUGCUAUUGCACCGUGCAUUAUCUCAACGCCAAUUCUCAGCACGGGGCCAGAAGAUCUGGAGCCACCACUGAAAAGGAGGUGCCUCCGAAUUCGAAAUCAGAAUAAGUAAAGGAAUGCUCACUUUGACAGGGUACAUUGUAUGGAGAAAGGGAGCAGAGCAAACCACGCUACUUCACCAAACAACACCAGCUGGUCCACUCACUACACCUUCUGGUUUAAUGUCAAGAGAACAAAGCUAGAGGGAAGGCUCAAGACCCUUUGGUGCCUUUGGCUGAGAAGACUAUAAGCGUAUCAUGGACCCCAUGGAGUACGCUCAGCAUUCCGACCACCAUCUCCUCCUCUCCUUAGCCCUUUGGUUUCUUGCCGACAGAGGAUUUCCCUCUGCUUUCUAAGGCCACAUGGACCAAUGUAUGAACUCCCUCCCAGCACAACUGACUUCAAGGUUCAAAUGUUUGAGAUUGGACAAUGAAAUAGAUUUCUUUCGUCCUUAUUUUCAAAAACUGCUGUGGUUUUGCUGCUACACUAAGAAUUGUGAUUUGCAUUGUAUCGUUUUGGACCUAUUCUUUUUGAUUGGGGGUGGGACUGAAGGGGUUAUACUGGAGUACUGACACUUCAGAGUCAUCUCUAUCUCCUACCCAUAAUGCACUUUUAAAUGAAGAGUUAUUAGAAUAUUUUAUUGGCUAAUAUACCUUUUUUGUUGUUAUUUUUUACAAAGGCCACCUUUAUCCUUUUUAAUGCCAUAUUUUCAGUGUUAUACUUUUAUGGCUUUUAUUUUUUAUUAUUAUUAUUAUUUUGUAAUUUGACAGAUGUAAGAAGCAGCAUGAAUAGUUUAUACUGUGGUUUUUCAGAGACUAAAUGCCAAGAGAACUCAGUAAAUGUUUAUUCCUCUCUGCUUUCCUCUCUUUCAAUUCCCCUAAAUAGUACCCCAUUUGGGAACAGAGCAAGAGUGUUGAAGUAAAGACCAAAAAGAAAAAGAAAGAAAAAGGUUGUGGGGGGGGGGAAGGAUCCCCUGAAGGUGUAAAACUAUCUGGGGGAAAUAUUUGCUGGGUGUUAUGAAAGACUUGGAUGAAAUUUCAACCCUGAUGGUUUUUCAGUGAUCCAGGAAGCCAGUGAGACAAUCUCUCCAGAUGCAAAGCCCCUUUCAUGAUAAUUAGAAAGGUAUGGCCAAGCCAAUGAAAACACUGGGGUAAAGUGAGAAGAGAGCCCCCAUGAUUCCGUUUCACUGUUUGCUUUUUCCUGUCAUGGUUAAAAGAAAUGUGCAAUUCAAUCCUCAGUCAGUGGGUGGAGGAUAACAGGGUAGAAUUUACUUGUGUGCACUUGUAUAGUUGUAGCCAAGCGUCCAAACGUACACGAGAGCACGUAUGCCGGCACUGAUUGGGUUAAAAAAAAAAGUGGAAUAUCCCAUUCUGACAACAACAACAAAAUACUAAGGGAGAAAAAAUGGGGGGGGGUCGUAAAAAAUGUCUUCAAAUCACCUUGUGAUCCAGUGUAACUGUUUACUAACUUGAAUAAAGCAAUUGUUCACAUGAUGGUGUCCAGGGCACACCUUUACUAUAAGGCUAUUGUAAUUAGCAAACAGGGUGGGGGCUUGGAAAGGACAUCCUUCAAGGAUCUGCGAGCAGGGCUGUUGUCAUAAAAGCCCAUCGUAUUAGAGCCUUAUAGCGAUGGUGCACCAAGGGCACAAUGUACAUACUGUAUUUCUAUAUUUUCCUUUGUACAGUUUCACUUACGUCAAGCUACUGUUUUACAGGUGCUCCUUAUUUAUUAGGGCUGUGAAGGCUUGGAAGAUUACACCCAAUGAGCAAGCUCGCUUUUUAAAAAAAACCAAUAAAUAAAUGAAAAAUUAAAAGGGGGAGGGGAGGGAGGGCAUGGGUGGGUGUUGGGGGAAGGAUGAGCUUAGGAGCCCAUGGAGUGAUUUCAAAAUCUAACAGAGACAUGUGUCUAUGGGGGGAAAAAAAGGAAGCACUUCUCAUAUGCUUCUAGUUGUUCUGGGCUCACACCAUUUUUCUUUCUC